GGGAGGACAGUGAGGGAGGUGGUGGUGGUGCUCACUCUGUUAUUUAUUGCUCGAAAUUCCACCUUGUACGUCUCAGAAUGGAGGACCAGGCGUUGGACGUAGAUGAUGUGGUUAUAGAGGAGGAUGCCAGCUUCUUCACGGACAUUGAUGAGUUGCAGACUCACGGGAUCAAUGCUGCGGACAUCAAGAAGCUGAAAUCAGCGGGAAUCUGUACUGUCCGGGGCAUCCAGAUGACAACUCGUCGCAAGUUAUGCACCAUCAAGGGACUCUCUGAAGCCAAAGUGGAUAAAAUAAAGGAGGUAGCGGCUAAACUGAAUGGUGGAGAAGGAUUCGUAACAGCUUUAGUGAUGUGUGAACGUCGGCGACUUGUCUUUCGUGUGAGCACAGGAUCAGCAGAACUAGACUCGCUGUUAGGGGGCGGCAUAGAGAGCAUGGCCAUCACUGAAGUAUUUGGAGAGUUUCGCACUGGCAAGACCCAGCUCUCGCACACCCUUUGUGUCACCGCACAGAUUCCCAACGAUGAUGGCACUUAUACUGGAGGAAAGGUAAUCUUCAUUGACACGGAAAAUACUUUUCGGCCGGACCGCCUUCGUGCCAUUGCUGAUCGCUUCAACCUGGAACAGGAAGCAGUGCUUGAUAAUGUGCUUUAUACUCGAGCUUUCACAUCUGAGCAUCAGUUUGACAUUCUUGACCAUGUGGCAGCGCAGUUCCAUGAAGAGCCAGGAAUAUUCAAGUUAUUAAUUAUCGACUCGAUUAUGGCACUGUUUAGAGUGGAUUUCAGUGGACGUGGCGAGCUUGCUGAUAGACAGCAAAAGCUUGCACAGUAUCUAUCACGGCUGCAGAAAAUAAGCGAAGAAUACAACGUAUCUGUAUUCAUUACAAACCAAAUGACUGCUGACCCAGGUGCCACCAUGUCUUUCCAAGCUGACCCCAAGAAACCUAUUGGUGGCCAUAUCUUGGCUCACGCUUCCACAACACGCGUAUCGUUACGCAAAGGCCGCGGGGAAACUCGCAUUGCCAAGAUAUAUGACAGUCCAGAACUACCCGAAAAUGAAGCCACAUUUGCUAUCACUGCAGGAGGAAUUGCAGAUGCAAAAGAAUAGGGAAAACACAUGAAUUUCUGUCCAUUUUGGAAACCGAAAAUUACAUUAAAGUACAAAACACACCCUAUGCGAAGGCAGCAAGUGGUAAAUAUAAUUUUAUAAUUUUAAUUUCAAGCAUUAUAUUUUCCUGUUGAUUAAUGUGAUGUAUAUGGACUUCUGUAAUUAUUUUUUUAUAUAUGCAUCACAGGCAGACAUGCAUAAAAGUGAUAUAAAUGUUUUAGACAACUCAUUGCCUCACUAUAAUGAAGUGUUUUGUAUCGUAGUUGCUUGCAUUAACUAUGCAUACCAUUAUUUUCAUAGUUUGUGUGAAUAAUUCAGAAUAGAAAUAUUUAAUGUCAUUUACAAUUCCUUACUCAGAUGCCGAUGUAAGGCAUAACGAUAAAUUUUGAUUUAUUUUCUUUCGGUAAAAAUUAUUUUUAACUCGAUAUCUUAUGCUCUUUUGCUUAACUGCUUUAUGUAACUCGCGGACUAUAACUUAUAAGGAAAUAAACA
Molecule: messenger RNA, 1595 nt
Organism: Cherax quadricarinatus
Lineage: Eukaryota; Metazoa; Arthropoda; Malacostraca; Decapoda; Parastacidae
Product: meiotic recombination protein DMC1/LIM15 homolog
Biological process (GO): chromosome organization involved in meiotic cell cycle; reciprocal meiotic recombination; DNA recombinase assembly
Cellular component (GO): nucleus; condensed nuclear chromosome
Molecular function (GO): ATP hydrolysis activity; ATP-dependent DNA damage sensor activity; double-stranded DNA binding
Source: RefSeq, a predicted model, not a curated record